Molecule: messenger RNA, 1557 nt
Organism: Dracunculus medinensis (Guinea worm)
Lineage: Eukaryota; Metazoa; Nematoda; Chromadorea; Rhabditida; Dracunculidae
Source: the annotation of a GenBank genome assembly
UCUUAUCAAACUGAAAUGAGUUCAUCAUCUGGAAUCACGAAAUCCGUAACGUUUCAUAAUUUUUUGAUGACGAGUGAUAAUAGUAAUUCGCCAAAAUUAACGAAAUCUAAGUUAAGAAAUAACUUAAUUGCUCUUAACACAAGGUAUAAUUCAUUCUCAUCCUGGAUACAAUUAUUUCUAUUAAAACAUCGGCAUACAUCGUCAUCAUCGUUAAAUAAUUCAUUUAUACGACCAUCUGUUUCAUUAUCAGUUGUAGAUGAGACACGAACUCUUGGUUCCGAUGGUGAAAGUGUUGAUGUAUCACCAUGUAGCAGUGAACAGUAUGCUGCAUCAAAUGGAAGUACAAGCGAUAGAUAUAUCGUUAGUGUUAAAAUGCGUCAAAAAACUGCACGUAAAUGGAGUGAACAAGAUAUACAAAAACGAUUAUCGUUACCAGCAGAUUUGCGAUUACCACUGAGUGUUGUUGAGAAAUUAAAUCGAACACCGAAUCUUGACCAACCUCUAACACGUAAAAAUAGACGUGCUUCUUUGAGCGAAAUUGGUUUUGGUAAAUUGGAAACUUAUGAAAAAUUAGAAAAGCUUGGCGAAGGUACAUAUGCUACUGUUUAUCGAGGUCGUUCUCGACUUACUGAGAAUUAUGUUGCUUUGAAAGAGAUACGUCUGGAGUUAGAAGAAGGAGCACCUUGUACGGCUAUUCGAGAAGUUUCACUAUUACGAGAUUUGCGUCAUGCAAAUAUCGUUACACUUCACGAUAUUAUCCAUACAGAACGUUUAUUAACAUUGGUAUUUGAAUAUGUUGAUCGAGAUUUGAAGCAAUAUUUAGAUACAUAUCAAAAUACUAUACCUAUGCCAAAUAUUAAACUUUUUCUUGUUCAGUUGCUUAGAGGCUUAAAUUAUUGUCAUCAAAGACGAGUUUUACAUCGCGAUCUUAAGCCACAAAAUCUUUUAAUCAAUGAAAAAGGUGAACUUAAGUUGGCUGAUUUUGGAUUAGCUCGUGCAAAAUCCGUGCCAACGAAGACUUAUUCUAAUGAAGUUGUCACAUUAUGGUAUCGACCACCAGAUGUUCUGCUGGGUUCAGUUGAUUAUUCAACUCAUAUAGAUAUGUGGGGAGUUGGUUGCAUUCUUUUUGAAAUGAUAUCUGGCAGAGCUUUUUUUCCUGGAUCAACAGUAGAAGAACAAUUGUUAUUGAUUUUUCAUACGCUUGGCUCGCCAACUCCUGAUAUGCAUCCAUCAAUAUGUAAUUCUCCAGCAUACCAUUCUUAUAAAUUCCCUCAUUAUUAUCCUGCUUAUUUGCCAAAUAUAUGUUCUCGGCUUGAUUCGACUUCACUUGAUCUUAUUCAACGACUUCUUCAAUAUGAAGGUAAAGCACGUCUUUCUGCUGCUGAUGCUCUCGAUCAUCCUUUUAUACGAUGUUUACCGCAAGCAAUUUUCGAAUUGUCCGAUUGUGAAUCAGUAAUGUCAGUACCCGGCGUUAAACUUAUAAAAGAACCAGCAAUCACAAUUCAUCCUUUCACGAAAAAUAGUCGGUCUGAUCGUCGGCGAAGUCUUAUUUUGUAA